Messenger RNA from Lingula anatina, 700 nucleotides. RefSeq lists its product as uncharacterized. The record is from RefSeq and is a predicted model, not a curated record. Lineage: Eukaryota; Metazoa; Brachiopoda; Lingulata; Lingulida; Lingulidae.
AUGGCGACUGUCCUCAUAACAAAAGUCAGUCAGAAUUAACAGUGAGACCACAGUCACCACCAACCAUCUCGAGUAUUCAAAACCAUGAGAAGAAAAAUGGGACAAAGUGAAUCUGUCUGCAACAAUGGACACUACCAUCCUACUGAGGCUGAUGCAGAGAGGUGCAACAACCGAAGGAGAUCUCGCUGUGCCUCGGGUCACUGGCAUAAAAACGGCAAUGAAGCUUCUGAGUGUGAUGAGCGUGAAGGAAGACGUUGUGUAUCAUUUGGCAAUGGCGGAAAAGUCCAUUACAAUGAGUUUGCUGUCGGUAAAACCCCAAAGGUUCGCCAAGCAUUAAGGAACUGGGACGUCUCCAGAGCUUUACAGUACCCGUAUUAGCUACCAACCAAAUGGAAAAUGGAAGAUGUCACUAUCAAUGUUGUACAUGUAACCGGCAAACUUGCAUAGUUAAAAACAUUACACGUUUUUAAAAAACUGAUUUGAAGUAAAUAUUAUGAAGAUUUCGAAGAUACAGACCAAUUCAAAAGAAGAACUCUACUUAAUACUUUACUUGUACAUGCUGAAAGCCUUUAAGUCAUGGUUUAACCACGAGAGAAAAAAGGUAAAGCAUGUUGGCGUGUCACUUCAUGGUUUCCACGAAAGCCUGUAUGUUAACUGUAAGCGUUUAUCAUUAAAAGCUACAAUCUAAGAAGUUUUGUUG